GAUCCAUCACCCACAAUUCUAGCUAUAAAUAUGGCUCUUUAACAGUAUAUUGAGAGCGGAUGGAAGAUGAUAAAAUGACAAUAGCUAGUCAUGUGAAGUUAAGGUCAGAAGAAGAAGAGAAAGCACUAUUUUCCUGGAUCUUCGGAGUUCAAGAGGUUUCAUCGCGUAAAACUCCUGUGUUUGGACUCAAUGGAGGAAACAAAAAUGGCCCUUACAUAAAUCUUAAUGUGGUAACAGAUGAUUUUGGUGUGACUGAAAUACAGAUGGGAAACGCUCUGAUUAACGAUGCCACAGAUUUGAGAGGCGUAUUUGAUUUUGCAUUGUAUCAUGCCAUAAUUUCAAAGGAAGUACAUGAUGGCAUAAGAGACAACUGUGAUUUCAGGACAAUAAACCAGACACGUGAAUGUAGUUGGAAUGUGGCCAAAUUCUUAAAGGCCUAUUCUGACAUAGAUAUAUUUAAUAUUUAUUCUCCUGUCUGUCUCCUUGAUUUUGAAACACAAGUUUCAAGUACGCCUGAUGUUGCUCAUUACACUGUCUCAAAAUUUGACUUUGAGAAUAUGAUUCCAACAAUGGCCUAUGAUCCAUGCAAAGUAAAUGAGGUCAAAAAAUAUUUCAAUAGGAAGGAUGUCCAGAAGGCCAUUCAUGCAUGGUUUCCUAACAUGUUGGAUUACACAGUAUGCAGCAAUAAAAUUACAAAAUGGAAUGAUUCACCAACCACAGUUCUCCCGUGAUUAAGAAACUCUUACGCAUUUGGAUGUACAGUGAAGACAGUGAUGGUAGAGUUCCAUUCUUAUCAACGAGAUACAGUUUGCAAGAGCUGCAACUGAAUGUGACGAAAGAGUGGAGAGCUUGGCUUGAAGGAAGACAAGGUGGGGGCGGAAGACGGUGGUCUGACUUUUGCCGUGGAGGUACUGGCCAUCAGCCUCCAAUUUUUAAAAAUGAUAAAAUGAAUCAAAUGCGAGAGGAUGAAAGCGGUUGAGCAGAGAGAAGAAGUGGGAGAAGAGAGAAAGCUUGUCGUGGUUUAAAAAUUGGAGCUUGAUGGCCAGCACCUCUAAAGCAAAAAAAAGACCACCGUCUUCCUCCUCCGCCCACUGUUACUUUCAACUGUUGUAAUUGUGUUUGAAAAUACGUUAAUUAUAAGUGUUUCAAUUAAUUAAUUCCAUUAUUUGAAUAUUGAACUAACUUUUUCGUAACAUAAAUGUUGUAUUGGGUGAUUUAAUUUAUCACUAGUAUUGAUUUUUCGUGGCUGUUACAUUUUUUAUUUUU
Vigna radiata var. radiata (mung bean) is the source of this 1266-nucleotide messenger RNA. RefSeq names its product serine carboxypeptidase-like 35. Gene Ontology annotation, molecular function: serine-type carboxypeptidase activity. Gene Ontology annotation, cellular component: vacuole. Bases 60 to 731 code for a protein of 223 amino acids. NCBI's taxonomy places the organism in Eukaryota, Viridiplantae, Streptophyta, Magnoliopsida, Fabales, Fabaceae. Gene Ontology annotation, biological process: proteolysis. The transcript has 6 exons. The record is from RefSeq and is a predicted model, not a curated record.